Molecule: messenger RNA, 1422 nt
Organism: Penicillium angulare
Lineage: Eukaryota; Fungi; Ascomycota; Eurotiomycetes; Eurotiales; Aspergillaceae
Exons: 1
Coding region: 1-1422 (473 amino acids)
Cellular component (GO): extracellular region
Molecular function (GO): IgE binding
Source: RefSeq, a predicted model, not a curated record
AUGGCGUCGAGUAAAUUUUUUAUUCUUGCCUUGAUCGCCAAUAUCGACUAUACAUUGGGAUCACACAGCCAUCACCAUAAACAUGCCAAUAUUGCUCCCCAUGCAGAGAGCUUGGAGGCCCGUGACUUGGCUUGGGCUGAUCGUAUCCCGGCUGAUAUGGUGAUUGAGUUUCGCACCCUCACGACAACAGUCUAUGAAGAUUGCAUACCCACAAAUACUAUCUUCGUCACUACAACCGUGAUUGAAGAUGUAAUACUAGAGCCAACCCAUUCUCAACUCGAGCUCACUCAACCAAUAUUGAGCAAGCCUCAGUCUGCGGAGCCCGAAGCGACAACCACAGUGCUCAUGACAAAAACUGUGCUAGACGUUGUAACAGAUAUUCCGAGCACCACACUAACUAACCCAGUCCCUGAAUAUGAGGAUUCGAUUUUCAAGGACCCCAUUGGCAACACUGCGCCGCCUAGAAUUGUCUUAUCGCAAGAGACAGGAACUGGGAUCCACACCUCGACAAAGAUCACCGCCUCAUUACCUGGACACGGCAAUGCGACCGUCAGUGUUGCAAUCGACGUUACAGAGACAGAGCCGGCCAGGGAGGUAGAUAUCGAAAAGAAACCAAUUCCAGAACCCACGCCCACCGACCCUGCACUCAGGAUUUUGCCCACAUUGCCCAAUCUGCCGCAGAUAUUACCCGUGACAGCUAUCCCAAACCUGUCAGACAUAGGCCACGCACUUGAUCCAAACGGACAACCCUUACCAUCCGAUAUUCAAUGGACCACACUUCCAAAGGAUGGUAAGUUCUCGACUAAGAGAUUUGGUGGUCGCAGUGCCCCACAAGGAACACAGAUUAAAUACCGCGGCAACAUUGGAAUUCCCUGGGGAAGCAAUAUCAUAGCCGUUAGUCCCACCGAGGCGCACAGAUACAAGUAUGUCGUACAGUUCCAGGGCUCCAACACAGAUCCAUGGACAGUGAUUGUCUGGAACAAAGUCGGUCCAGAUGGCAAGAUGGAUGGAUGGUAUGGGCAUUCCGCAUUGACAUUCGUGCUUGCGCCUGGCGAGACGAAGUAUGUUGCUUUUGACGAGGACUCUGAAGGUGCAUGGGGCGCUGCACCGGGAACAAACGGUCUUCCGACUGAUCACUGGGGAGGAUAUACGUCUACCUGGGGAGAGUUUAGUUUCGGAGAUAUUGAAAACAGUGGCUGGUCGGGCUGGGAUGUUUCGGCUAUUCAGGCGCAGAUUGCGCAUGGUGAUGUGCAGGGCAUGCGUAUCUGCCAAGCUGAUGGGAAGGGGUGCUCAAUCCUUACGCCAGGAGCCGAAAAGGUGAUUGCUGCUUAUACGGAGUCAAAGAAGCAUCGUGAUGGUAUUGGAGGAGCUGCUUCACCUGGGCCAGUAAGGCUCGUGGCGGAUAUUGAUUACAAGGGGUAG